Thrips palmi is the source of this 4636-nucleotide messenger RNA. Its product is annotated as myosin-IIIb-like. Lineage: Eukaryota; Metazoa; Arthropoda; Insecta; Thysanoptera; Thripidae. The transcript is spliced from 23 exons. Gene Ontology annotation, cellular component: myosin complex. The record is from RefSeq and is a predicted model, not a curated record. Gene Ontology annotation, biological process: protein phosphorylation. Gene Ontology annotation, molecular function: protein kinase activity; ATP binding; cytoskeletal motor activity. Bases 184 to 4515 code for a protein of 1443 amino acids.
ACGACGCGACGACGCCCCGCUCAGCUGGGCCGCCGAGGCCCGCCCCCCCGGCACGGCCCGCGCGCGUGUGUGUGAGUGUGUGACAGGGAGUGCACGUGCAGGACACGUGUGAAGGCAUGGUGGUGUGAGUGAUGUGCCACGCGACUCGGUGCAGGCCGGCAGCACGCCGGACACGCUGCAGACAUGACGUACCGCGGGAUGUCCCAGCGGGUCCACUUCGAGUCACUGCCGUCCCCCGUGGAGCGCUUCGCCCUCAAGGAACUCAUCGGCGAGGGGACUUACGGCGACGUCUACAGCGCCAAGGACAACCUCACUGGCGAACGGGUGGCGGUCAAGAUCCUGGAGAAUGUGGCGGACAACCUGGAGGAGAUCGAGGAGGAGUACAGGGUGCUGCGCGAGCUCAGCGGGCACCCGAACCUGCCGACGUUCCGCGGCCUGUACCUGCUGCGGGCCGCCUGCCGCGAGGAGGACCAGCUGUGGUUCGUCAUGGAGCUCUGCACCGGCGGCUCCGUCACUGACCUCGUGCAGGGACUCAAGCAGCGCGGCGCCCGGCUCUCCGACGACCAGAUCGCCUACAUCCUCCACGAGACCGUCGAGGCGCUGGUGUACCUGCACGCCAACCACUGCAUGCACCGCGACGUCAAGGGCCACAACAUCCUGCUGACGGACGACGCGCAGGUCAAGGUGGUGGACUUCGGCGUGUCGUCGCACCUGCAGGCCACGCUGGGCCGCCGCAACACGUCGGUGGGCACGCCGUACUGGAUGGCGCCGGAGGUGAUCGCCUGCGAGCAGCAGCUGGACUCGUCGUACGACUGCCGCUGCGACGUGUGGUCCGUGGGCAUCACGGCCAUCGAGCUGGCCGAGGGCGAGCCGCCGCUCAGCGACCUGCACCCCAUGCGCGCCCUCUUCCAGAUCCCCCGCAACCCACCGCCGCAGCUCGCGCAGCCCGAGCAGCACAGCGCCGAGCUCGUGGACUUCGUGCGGCAGUGCCUCGUCAAGGACAUGGAGCAGCGGCCCUUCAGCCGCCACCUGCUGCGGCACCCGCUGCUGCAGCGCGCCGCCGUGCAGGCGCAGCGGGUGCGGCUGGAGCUGCGGAGGGAGAUGAACGGCGAGGGUCGCAGCCCGCGGUCGCGUGCGCGGGCCCGCCAGAGGGCGCCGCAGGUGACCACCAAGCACGGCCAGCUCAAGCAGGACAGGAAGUCCAAGCCGCAGCCCAUGUUCCGCGACGACCUGGCCGCCCUGGACAACCUGACGGAGGCCAGCAUCGUGGAGCAGCUGCAGCGGCGCUUCGAGCAGGGCCAGAUCUACACGUACAUCGGCGACAUCCUGCUGGCCGUGAACCCCUUCACCAGCCUGGGGCUGUACUCGGAGCACGAGCAGGCGCGGUACCGGGGCCGCGCGCGCUCCGACAACCAGCCGCACAUCUUCGCGGUGGCGGACGCCGCCUACCAGGCGCUGGUGCACCAGCUGCACAACCAGGCCAUCGUCAUCUCGGGGGAGAGCGGCGCGGGCAAGACCGUCUCCGCCAACCUGCUCCUCAAGCAGCUGGUGUUCCUCGGCAAGGCGCCGAACCGCAACCUGGAGAAGCGGAUCCUGCAGGUGAACCCCGUGAUGGAGGCGUUCGGCAACGCGCAGACCGGCAUCAACUCCAACUCGUCGCGCUUCGGGAAGUACCUGGACGUGGCCAUGACGCGCAGCGGCCGCGUGACGGGCGCGCGCAUCUCCGUGUACCUCCUGGAGCAGUCGCGGGUCGUGCAGCAGGCCGAGGGCGAGCGCAACUUCCACGUGUUCUACUACCUGUACGACGGGCUGGAGCGAGAGGGCCGCCUCCACGAGUUCCACCUGGACGCCGACCUCCGCGUGCACCACGCCUUCCUGGCCGGCGAGAGGACGGACCCCACCACCAAGCAGGCGAACGUGGAGCGCUUCUACCAGCUCAAGGCCGCCUUCGGGCUGCUGGGCUUCCGCGCCGACGAGGUGGACUCGGUGUACCGGGUGCUGGCCGCCAUCCUCCACAUCGGCGACCUCGAGUUCGCCGACCAGCUCCCCGCUAACAACGGCGCGGGUGAUCCGGGGACCCGGCUGCUCGACGUGGCUCCCUUGCACCGAGUGUCCCAGUUGCUGGGGGUCGACGCGGCCGAGCUGGUGACGGCGUUGACCUCCACCAGCGUGGUGACGCGCGGGGAGACCAUCACGCGCUGCAACAGCAGGCAGGAGGCGAGCGCGGCGCGGCACGCCCUGGCCAAGGGGCUGUACGGCCGCCUGUUCGACUGGAUGGUCAACCAGAUCAACACGCUGCUCGCCUUCACCAAACCAGGCGAGGAGCCCCUGUCCAUCGGCCUGCUGGACAUCUUCGGCUUCGAGAACUUCCCGCGCAACUCGUUCGAGCAGCUGUGCAUCAACAUCGCCAACGAGCAGAUCCAGUACUACUUCAACCAGCACAUCUUCACCUGGGAGCAGCAGGAGUACAUGGCGGAGGGCGUGCCCGUGGACCUGGUGGAGUUCUCCGACAACCGGCCCGUCCUGGACAUGCUGCUGUCGCGUCCCCUGGGCCUGCUCGCCCUGCUGGACGAGGAGUCACGCUUCCCCAGGGCCAGCGACCGGACACUAGUCGACAAGUUCCACUGCAACAUGAAGAGCCGCUUCUACGUGCGUCCGAAGGGCAACGCGCUGUGCUUCGCGGUGUGCCACUACGCGGGCCGCGUGGCGUACCAGGCCGACGGCUUCCUGGAGAAGAACCGCAACUUCCUGCCGCCAGAGGUCAUCCAGGUCGUGCGGCGCUCCUCCAUCCCGGCCGUGAGGUUCCUGUUCCAGUGCCCCAUCACCAGGACGGGGAACCUGUACGCCGCGGCCACCCCCAGUCCCGAGCCGUCCACGCCGCCUGAGCGGUUCAGCAGCGUGGGUCUGGCGUCCCAGUCGCGCGCCCAGCAGACGGUGUCCACGUACUUCCGGUUCAGCCUGAUGGACCUGCUGCAGAAGAUGGUGUCGGGCACGCCGCAGUUCGUGCGCUGCAUCAAGCCGAGCGAGGAGCGUCCGCAGCAGCACCAGCAGCGCGGCGCCGUGUUCGACGCGGAGAAGGUGCUGCGCCAGCUGCGCUACACCGGCGUCCUGGAGACCAUCCGCAUCCGCCAGCACGGCUUCUCGCACCGCCUGCCCUUCGCCGAGUUCCUCAAGAGGUACUACUUCCUUGGCUUCGGCUUCAAGGACAACGUUCCUACCACGAGGGAGUCCUGCAGACUGCUGCUAGUGCGCCUGCAUCUGGACGGCUGGGCGCUGGGCAAGACCAAGGUGUUCCUCAAGUACUACCACGUCGAGUACCUGGCCAAGCUGUACGAGGAGCAGGUCCGGCAGGUGGUGCUGGUGCAGGCCGUGGUGCGCGGCUGGCUGGCCCGCCUGCGCUACCGACGCGCCCUCGCGCAGCGCGACGCCCUGCGCCAGUCCGCGCUCACGCUGCAGCGCUACGUCCGAGGCUGGAUCGAACGCCGGCGCUCCCACGAGGCGCACCAGCUCGCCCAGCAGGCCCAGCAGGCCCAGCAGGCCGCCAUGCACCGGCGGCAGCACCGGCAGCGGCAGCCCGCCAGCGCCAACCCGCCCAAGAAGAGCAAGCAGGCCUCCGCCGCCGCGUGGCUCAAGGCCCGGCUGCGGCGACGCGGCAACGACAACAAGGAGAACCAGCCGCUGGACCCCAACCAGGCCGCCGUGCUCAUCCAGAGCCACUUCCGCGGCUACACGGUUCGCCGUCGCUGGCGGCACAACCUGGAGCUGGAGGCGCGGCAGCGGGACAGGGCGGGCCCCGUGGGGGCGCCCAUGGUCUUGCCCCUGGUGGCGGUGCCGAUGGCCACCCCGGAGUCCAGGACCAACGCGGAGCUGGCGGCCUUCUCCCAGAAGGUGCACGCCUCCAACCAAGAGGCGCACCGGUACCUGCGUCGCCACAAGCACGCCGCCGUGGGCAAGGCGUCCAGCUCGGCGGCGUACUACGAGGCGCUGCAGGACCACGGCGUGAGACUGAACGCGGCCAGGACCGAGCACGCGGCCCACGCCGCGCACGUGCAGCCCGAGGCGCCGCGACGCCUGCGGGCGCGCCAGGGGCAAGGGCAGCGGAAGCAGAGCAGCGGGUCCGUGGCGCCGGCCGCCCCCAGCGCCACCCCGCCCGACGUCCACCGCGUGCUGCGGGACGCCACCCCGACCCUGAGCUCGACGCCCGCCUCCGCGGCGCCCUCCCCCGCGCGCACCCCCGCGCACACGCCCGUCCCCCUGGCCGCCAACAAGGGCGGCAACAGCCCCAGCGGCUCCAACGAGGACCUGCGCGGCCCCUACGACUUCCGGCGGCUGCUCCGGCCGACGGACUACCUGCCCACCGAGUCCCUGAGGAAGAGGAAGGGGGUCCGCGUGACGGGCCUGGCGAACCCCUCAGGUCCGGGCGGCCUGUUCGGACCGGGCCGCCGCUCCCCGCCCUCGCCAACCGACUCGCCCGUCAAGAGGAGGCCGAUGCCCGGCCCUGCCGCCGCCCACUGAAGUUGUUGUUGUUGUUAUUAUUGUUGUACAAAGCAGUUCCGUAUUUAUUUGCGUUGGACGUACCAUGCCCAGUGAGUAGCGUAUAUUUUUAUGCGGAGAAUAAAGUGAGAGAUGUCGCUAA